Messenger RNA from Malaclemys terrapin pileata, 6726 nucleotides. RefSeq names its product tetraspanin 5 (gene TSPAN5). Gene Ontology annotation, biological process: protein localization to plasma membrane; regulation of vascular endothelial growth factor signaling pathway; protein maturation. The transcript is spliced from 8 exons. The record is from RefSeq and is a predicted model, not a curated record. Bases 401 to 1207 code for a protein of 268 amino acids. Gene Ontology annotation, cellular component: membrane. Lineage: Eukaryota; Metazoa; Chordata; Testudines; Emydidae.
GCGCGGGGGAGGCCGGGGGCAGGAAGGCGCAGCGUGGCCAAGGGGCUUGAGCGUCUCGCUGCUCCAGCGGGGACGGUCCGGUGCUGGCAGCAUCUGCCUGGGCAGCGCGGCGGCGCCUCUCUCCCUAGCAGCAGCCGCGGGACUCGCCGGCGGGGCCUCCUCGAUGUGUGAGAGGCGGUGGGAGCUGCUCGCCGGCCAUCCCCGGGACUCGGCGCCCGCUCCAUGCAUCUCUGAGCCGAGCCGCCGCUAAGCCUGCUCCUGCUGCCGCCGCUAAUCUCCCCUCCCCAGCCAGCCCUGCUCCCUGCCUGCCGGCUGCUGCUCGCCUGCCUUCAGUGCUACCAAACCCGCUCUGUUUGCGUCCACUCUGGCUGCCAGUACCGCGUCUUCAUGAGCCCAGAGGAUGUCCGGGAAGCAUUACAAAGGGCCCGAAGUCAGCUGCUGUAUCAAAUAUUUUAUCUUUGGCUUCAAUGUCAUUUUCUGGUUUCUGGGCAUAGCAUUUCUUGGAAUUGGAUUGUGGGCAUGGAAUGAAAAAGGAGUGCUGUCCAAUAUCUCCUCCAUAACUGACCUGGGAGGCUUUGAUCCAGUUUGGCUCUUCCUUGUGGUAGGAGGAGUCAUGUUCAUUUUGGGAUUUGCAGGAUGUAUUGGAGCUUUGCGAGAAAAUACCUUCCUUCUCAAGUUCUUUUCUGUAUUCCUGGGAAUUAUUUUCUUCCUGGAGCUCACUGCUGGUGUUCUGGCAUUUGUUUUCAAAGACUGGAUCAAAGACCAGCUGUAUUUCUUUAUAAACAAUAACAUCAGAGCAUACAGAGAUGAUAUUGAUUUGCAAAACCUUAUAGACUUCACACAGGAAUAUUGGCAGUGCUGUGGAGCCUUCGGCGCUGAUGACUGGAACCUCAAUAUUUACUUCAAUUGCACCGAUUCCAAUGCGAGUCGAGAGCGCUGUGGCGUGCCGUUUUCAUGCUGUACUAAAGAUCCUGCCGAAGAUGUCAUUAACACUCAGUGUGGAUACGAUGCCAGGCAAAAACCGGAGGUUGAUCAGCAGAUUGUUAUCUACACUAAAGGUUGCGUCCCCCAGUUUGAGAAAUGGCUGCAGGACAAUCUUACUAUCGUUGCUGGCAUCUUCAUUGGGAUUGCGUUGUUGCAGAUAUUCGGGAUAUGCUUAGCCCAGAACUUGGUUAGUGACAUUGAAGCUGUCAGAGCCAGCUGGUAAAACUGCUGAAAUAACCGCCACAAGACACUGGACAACUGAAAACCUCCAAAACCUCCAGUGUGUCACUCCGACACCAAGCUGUAUGGACAUGGGUGACGGGGAAGCCUUCUUUCCAAAGCGGUCUCAAGUCUACGCUGCUGGUAUUGCAGUGAACCCUUGUUUCUUUGGGGUUGGCUAAUGGGUGGGCUGUUUAAAAUCUGCUGCUCACUGACAGUGUUUUUUUUUUUUUUUUUUUUUUAAAUCACCAACAAGCUGUUGAGCCAUGAAUCUCUACUGUAUUCUUGCUUCUGAAUAACAGGUGGACAGUCUCUCUUUUUUAAUUGGUGUGUGUCAAUGGGACGGAGUUGCAUUGUGGUGUGUGGAUAUGCUGUUUAUUCUCCGUGUCCCAAGCUCUUCGAUAGCUGCCAAACGUUCCUGAAAAGGUUUCUUUCUUCAGUACACGCUGAAGGAACCAUCUUCUUGUUUUCCACAGCUAAACAUAGCUGCAGGUCUUUCUGAAACUAAACCCAUCAAACAGGAAACAACUUUCCACUCAUCAGUUGUACAUUUCAAGAAAUUGUUUUAAAAACAAGGAAAAACUUUUAUACAAGCGCUUCCAGACUUUGUCUGUAAUAAUAUGUGGUUGGAAUCAGCAAGAUUGAAGGGAUAACUAUCUAAAUUUGCCAGCAUCUUUCUCCAAGCAAGAAUGGGACAUAUAUGGGAGCAUGAGGUUUGGGGGGCUCAGGUGUAUAAUGUUAAAAAGAGAAUGAAAUAUAUGCUAACUUAAAAAAAAAAAAAAGAGAGAGAGUUAUGAAGUACGUACCCAAAUACCCUGGCUAUAUCCAUUGAUUCUUUGGAAUUUGGCAUAACCUGAUGUAUUUGGGGCUGUCACUAAUAUUAGUGCUUUGUUAUAAUUGUACAAAAUUUCUUUUAAAAUGUUUCCUUGAUCCUUUCCUAGCUGAAGCUUUGGUUUUCUUUCUUUUCUUUUUUUUUUUAAAUUCUUCUUCUUACCUGCAUGAGCUAUGGAAUUAGAAUCUGAGAAACUUUGUUUUUAAAUCCCUGCAUAUGUUUCAGUAGGCUUCUAAUCCAAAUUUACUUAUUUAUUGGUAGAUGCACUUGAUUAUGGAAAGUUCCUAUCCCCUUGUCUUGGAAGGGGGAAAGGAGGACAGCUUUGCUAUAGUAAAUGCUUCCCUAGAGUCAGCAGUUUUUCAUUUGCUUAACUCUGUGUGUGUUUCCCAUCCUGCCUCUCUCUGUCUGAAUACAACAAAAUGCUUUCUUGAACCAAUAGAAUAAAAGGAUAUUUUUAAGCAAGAAGAGUGUAUUGGGACCAACCAAGAGACUUUUGGUCCUUUAGAAAUGGAAGAAGCGGUAGAAUUUGGACUACAGCACAAGUAUUGGGAGGCAAGGUAGAUCAAACUCCAGCUAGGUGUCUGUGAUCAGCUUUUAUUUCAAUAAUAGUGUGAUCAUGCACCUGACACUAACUUGGGUAGCCAAGGCACUUCGUAUACAUUUAGCUUGUCUUAUGGCCCUGCAUAGUGUCUAUGAGCCCAAUCCUGCUGGGGCUGAUUGCCCUCAUCUCUUGCUUCCCUCAAGAAGUAGUUGCGGGUGCUGGGCAUCUAUCAGGAGGUGUGUUAGCACCAUUCAGGACUGGCCCAAAGUGUCCCCUAAGAUGAAUAAGAUAAGAGCAGAAAAAGUGAACACGCUUGGAUGCCAUUUUCUUUCAAAUCAGUACACUAACCUCCCUUGUGAGAGAUGCAAUGUAUGAGUGCAUAUACACUUACACAUGCUUUCUUUCUGCGUUCUGGUUGUGUGGAGACAACUUGCGUUUCUACCCCCAAAAGCUGGCAAUACGCACCAUUAUUCAAUGGCUUGGAAGAGCUGAGCAGUGCAAUUGCACUCUUGUUUUUUAUUUGGUGUUACCUCAAUCUCCAGUGGGCUCCACCUGGCAGCAUUCACACCCUUUGGCGUGUGCGGUUAAAGACCAACGGCAACUUCAAAGGACUUUUUUAAACUUUGAAAGUGUUUAUAAUACAUUAUCCUUAAUAAAGUUGGUUCAAUCUCAUCAGAGUGUUAUGUUUUUCUUAGCCACUCCUCUUAUCUUGGGGAGCUAUUGUUCAUUUCCCCUUAAGGGAGCACGAUAUUUUGCCUGAUGGCAACAGAAUGGAAAGUUCAUUGGAGCUAAAGAUGCUACUGCUCUGUUUUGUAGAGAUCAGGGAAGCAGCAUUCAGGAAAUGCACCCCUUCCCCCCUACUGAGAGCAUUGAUUGCGAACCAGUGCUUUGAUUUAAAAAGUCCACAUUACAGAAUCCUGGUUGCCAUUGAUCUUUAAUGCUGCUGCUGUUUCUGCUGCUAUAGGCUUCUGAAGACAACUUCCAUUCCUCUACUUGAACUUCCACAGUAGUACUGUAAUUGACUUUUGUCUUCUCCUGACGGUUCUCGUAGUUUUUCUCCUAUUGCAAAGUCACAAUUCUGGGAAAUGCCAGCAGCGGAGUAUUGUGCUGAAAGGAAGGGAAUUGCUCUUAAAAAUGGGGAGGUUUUGUUCUCAUGACUUUCAGGCGCAUAUGCAGAAAAUGUACAAAGUUUCCUCUAGGUCCCUGAGUGACUGCUGUUUUAAGAACCACUAAAGAACAAUCUUUAUUUUUCUACAACCCUUUGUUGCUGCGAAUACUAAUCCUGUUGUUUAAGAUGAUUUUGUUGUUGUGUUUUCCCUCCCCAUUUUUUCAGUCAUUUGUGGUCAAGCCACAUUGAAUGUUCAGAACCAGCUGCCUAUGUUGUAUGUUCAAACCCCACACGUGUAUGCAGGGAAUGUGUAAUAGUGGCCACAACUACACUGCGAGAUUGGGGUGUGAAUAUGAUAUCCCUGCUUGUGUACAUGUACUUGUGCUAUCGUCUAGUUAGCACGACUAUAAACAGCAGCGUAGGUAACAGCUACUGCAACUACACUGGUAUUUAUACUCCUUCUAGCUGGAUGAUAGCUAGUGCAAGCAUGUCUACAUGAUCAGGGGAAUUCCUCCACGCCGCCCCCCCUCCUCCCCCAACUGCUUUCAGUGGAGACGUAGCCUAAGAGUGCCCACUUCCACUUGGAAUUUAGGAGGGCAGUUUGGAAAGUCAUGCGAGGCCUUGGCACCUGAUCUAUUUUACACAGAACCGACCAAAUGCAAACAAUAUUUCUGCUGGAAAGUUCCAUUAAAACUUCAGGUGGGUCACAAAUAGACCAUGAAUUCUGGCAAAACAGGCUUAACUUCCAGCAGGGUCUUGUUAAAGCAAUAAGAUACAGUAGGUAUUGUAUUUCUGGGCAAUUUCUAGCAUGCCUCAGGUGGUAGUAUUAGGUGCAAGUCUGAAGGCCAUUUUAACCAGCCACAAAGUGCAGUAGCUGCUCCAGAAUAUGUUGCCAGUCAGCGUUCUGGCAGCCUCGUAUGGAGUGAAAUGUUUGCAUGUGCUAGGUGUUAUAUGCGUGGCUAUGGCAUUAGCUGACAGCUGAUCUGAAAGCUUCAGCUGUGUCCAGAGUUCUAAAGCCAUUUCAGAGUUCAGAUACACACUCUCACUCUGGUUGAUCUAACCUCUAAUCACUCUGCCCAGAUUCUUAGACCCUUUUGUUGUUAGAAUGCCCUCUUUUAAAUAAUAAUUAUUUGCGAUGUCUUACAUGACCAAAUUUCUGUGUUUUAGCCUGCUCUUUUCUCUUGUUGGUUUGAGACCCAUAAUAUCGACUGUGGCUCUUGGAGUUUGAAGUGGUGGAGACUGUUGCUUACAUGUUCUCUGUCCUCUAAGCCUUCUCCUUCGCCUUUCCUUUCAGAGAGAUGGUAAUUGUAGUGAAUCAGGAGACAGAACCUGGUUUGGUAGGUUCUGGUGUGUAAAUACUAUUUGAAAUGUAAAUAGUGGCAUGCAAAUGAAAUGGUUCUUGCACCUGACUGCUAUUCAUCAUAAAUAUGUAUUUAUACUCAUGACAGAUAUACAAUGUGAGAAUUUGCUGAUCAAAAUUAAGAGAAUGGUCACUUAAGAAGCUUUACAUAUCCAUUGGUUUGAGCCAGGAAUGCUUUAAUUGCCUGCCAUCUAGUGUCUGCCAUGUAAAACUACAGCUGGCCUAUGUUUUAUGAAGGUUGAGCAGCUUCCCAUUUUUGCUUUGGUUAGUUGAGGAACCUUCUUCCUGUGCUGCCUGCUUAGGAUCUGAAAAGGUAUUGACUGUAAAAUCUAGGGGUGAAAUUCAACCCUGGCUGAACUCACGGGGAGCUGACACCUCUUAUGCCAGGACUAAAUUUGGUACUAGGUCUUGACUUGGUGUGGUCCUGAAAAUGAACCUGCAUCUUCACUUCUUCAGAAAUGUCCUGGAUAGAAUUGGUUCCAGUUACCAAAGACAAAUAAGAGAACCUCUGAAUGCAAACCUUGGGGUCCAUUCUCCCUCCUUGCAAUGUGUAUACUUUUUUGGAUUAAUGCUAAUGACACAUCCAAUCCACAUUGUAUUGAAAGGAGAAUUGAUCCUAGUGUGUUUAAAGCACAAUGCAGGUUCCCAACCCUCAUGCCCUCCUUUUUGUUUGCCAAAAUUAUUGCAUAUGUUAAUUUGAGUCUCAUUAACCCAGUAGGCUGAAGUUGUCUAAACCAGGCCACUGCUGGUAAGUUUUGUUUCCUCAGUAAGAGCCAUUUAGCUGCCAACCUUUAAUGCUUAGAAAGAAAAUAGUUCACAUCUCUAAUAAUAUGCAGUAUAAUAAUACUCAUUGUGACUUGUAAUAUACACCAACCUGGUGAUCAACAGUGUAACAUCAUUAGUCUUUUUUGUUUUGCAGUAUGAAUGUCAGCAACAAGCUCCAUCCAUGUGUCUCCAUAUGCAUUCUGUGUGCAUAGUAGAGAUGGGCCUGAACCAAAACCAUGAUCUGAUCAUCCCAAACUUUGGGGAGAUUGGGAUCUGGACCCGAACUUUGUGACUCAGUCCUGUCUCUGGUAUGUAACACCAAUCCAGUUCAAGGAGAAUCUCUCUCCUCAAAUCAUUGUAGGGUACAAUGAAGGUUAUUCGUUGUAUUUACCUUUGUGUAACAUUUCUUUUUAUCUGAAUGUAUUCUCUUGUGUUACUUCUUUUUUGUUUUUUAAAUUUGUGAGUUGCAAAAUUGAUUGUAAAAGCCAAUUACACUUACUGACUGAAAGUAUUGCUUUAACAGAACUGCAUGCUGGUAGAGUUUGACUUGAGCUUUAGUUGUCUGUUUUCCAACUGGUCAUCUUCAGUCUGGAAGAAAUGCAUAGUUCAGGUGCAUAUGUAUUGCUUAUAUUUGUCAUCUUUAGCAUUAGACUGUGGUGAUUUCAAAGGAUGUAACUGGACUAUACUUUGGAAGUUUAACACAACUUCUUGGUAACUCAUUUUAAGCUAUUGAAAGUGGUCUUGAUCAUGCUAUUUGUGUUUUUUAAUAGGUGCAUUUUUAGGAAUGUUUUAAUACAUUUAUGAUGGACAAUAGUUUUAAUAGUUGUGCAGUAUUCUGUAUUUACUUGAAGUAAAUCAUUUUAUAUGCAAUUUGUUAGAUAAUUACAAUUUUAUAAAUAAAAUUGUGUGAAGUAUUA